AUGUCAGCAGAAGCUGAUGCACGAAAGUCAGCCGCAGAUGAAGCACAGAGAGCGGAGUCGGCAAGUCUGACUGCAAAAUGGGCAGACACAGCAGUGCGGGAGAUGAUGACAGCAGCAAGCGUGGACGACGCCCGACAGAAGGCGUUACUCGUGCUGCAGGCUUUUGAGAAGGAGGCUAUGGAUGCUAAGCAGCCGGAUCAAUCGACUGCUUUUGCAAUUCACGCGGAACAGGCACGUCAAUCAGCUUCAGAAGUUCAAGUGCUGCAGCAGCAGGUGGGUGUGUUGAGCAAGGAGAACCAGAUUCUGAAGCGAGCAGUGGCGAUCCAGCACGAAAAGCAGAAGGAGCAUCAGGCGCAGAACGAGGAGGUUGGGAGGUUGAGACAAGCGCUGGCCCAGUAUCAAGAACAAGUGCACAAGCUGGAGGUGGCCAACUACGCCCUCAACCUCCACCUUCUGGAGGAGGGAGAGGAGGGGGAGAUGAGGGAGGAGGAGUAUGAAGGGGAGGAGGGGGAAGUGGGGUUGGACGGGGGGGAAAGGGAGGAGGGGGAGGUGGAAAAAGAGGAGGAAAUGGAGGAGGGGGAGGAGGGAGAAGUAGGGGAGGAAGGGGAGGAAGGGGAGGAUUGGGAGGUUGAGGAGGAGGAAAUAGAGGAGGGGGAGGAAAUCGAAGAGGAGGAGGUGGAAAAGGAGGAGGGGGAGGAGGAGGAAAAGGGGAGGGAAGUGGAGGAGGACGAUGGGGGUCCAGUUCGGUUGAGAAGGGAUCCGGAUGGAUUGAAAGCGGUUGUUAAUCAACUUGAGGAGGAGAAGAGAAGAAGAGGUGGGGGGCCGGUUGUGGACGCUGCUGGUCUUUCGGUGAGCGUGAAGAGCGAACCGGAUCAGCUUCAAGGGGGUGCUGAUCAUUGUCAUCACACGGAGGAGGGAACGGGCAUGGGGGAAAGGGAACGGGGAAAAGGGGGUGGCAAUACGGGACUGGUUGUGCUGGGAGUUUCUGGUUCCAAUGGCAGUGGCAGCAUGCAGAAAGGAAAGAGUGUCGAGAGUGUGCCCAUCCGUGCUGCCAGGGAGGGGUUGACUGUGGGAAUGGGGCCCGGACCCGGAGCAUUGCAAGGUGCGGGCUUUGAUGGCAGGGGCAGCAUGCAGAAAGGGAAAAGUGUAGAGAGUGCGCCCAUCCGCCCUAGCGACCCUAACAGCGCUGCCAAGAGCGCGCCGAUCCGUCCUGCCGACCUUAACAGCGCUGCCAAGAGUGCGCCCAUCUGCCCUGGCGGCCCUAACAGCGCUGCCAAGAGCGCGCCGAUCCGUCCUGCCAGUGGGUAUGCAGCAGAGGGACGCGCAGGUCCGGGACUUAGAGGUUUUGAUGGCAGUGGCAGCAGCACGCAGAGAGAAAAGAGUGUAGAGAGUGCGCCCAUCCGCCCUGGCGGCCCUAACAGCGCUGCCAAGAGCGCGCCCAUCCGCCCUGCCAGCGGGUAUCUGGAAAAUGGAGGAGCAGGUCCAGGGACUAGAGGCGUUGAUGGCAAUGGCAGCAGCACGCAGAGAGGGAGGAGUGAGCAGAGUGUGCCUGGCGGGCCUAUUAGCCCUGCUAGGGAGCAGCGUUUGGCAGUGGGACGGACGGGGCUGGGAGCGCUGGGGAUUGCAGGUGCUGAUGGCAGUGGCAGCACGCAGAGAGGGAAGGGUGCAGAGAGUGUACCGAUUGGUCGUUCCGGGGGUCAGCUGGUGGCGAAGGGGCGAGCAAGUUUUGGUAUUCCAGGCUUGGAUGGCAGUGGCAGCACGCAGGGAGGGAAGAGAGUGGAGAGUGUGCCGAUUGGUCCCGCCAGUCCUGCCAAGAGGGGGCUGCCGGUGAGCCGAACGGGGUUGGGAGCACUGGGGAUUGCAGGUGCUGCUGCUGCUGCUGCUGCUGCUGCUGCUGCUGCUGCUGCUGCUGCUGCUGCUGCUGCUGCUGCUGCUACCACACCAGGUGCUGCUGCUGCUGCUGCUGCUGCUGCUACCACACCAGGUGCUGCUGCUGCUGCUGCUGCUGCUACCACACCAGGUGCUGCUGCUGCUGCUGCUGCUGCUGCUGCUACCACACCAGGUGCUGCUGCUGCUGCUGCUGCUGCUGCUGCUACCACACCAGGUGCUGCUGCUGCUGCUGCUGCUGCUGCUGCUGCUGCUACCACACCAGGUGCUGCUGCUGCCAGAUCAGGUGUAUCCAAGUCAGAUUUCACCCAAAUGCUCAUGAGACGUUGUAGCGCGGAGGCGAAUAGGGUGAAUGUGUGUGUUAAGGGUGCAAGUGUUGCCAGUGUAAAUGUUGUGGGGGCAAGUAAUGCUGGUGCAAGUGUUACUGGUGCGAGCAUUAGUGCUCUAUGUGUGCUUGGUGGAGUGUGCACAGUGGAUGGAGGAGGAGCAACACUCGUCGUGCGAGGAAGUGGGGAUGGAAGAGUAAAGGAAGAGCCUAAGGAGCUGGGUGAAGGGGGAGUGGGAGUGAUAAGAACUGAGGUGAAUAGGUUGAGGGUUACGGGUAGAGGGGAGGAAAGGGAGAAGGUAAAUGAGGAGGAGAGGAGAGUGGUGCGAGGGAGUGGGUGUGGGGGUGAUGGAAGGGUUAAAGAGGAGCCAGUGGAGGUGGGUAAUGGGGGAGAGGGAAUGAUAGGAACCGAGGUGAAUCGGACGAGGGGUAAGAGCAGAGAGGAAAAAGGGGAGGAAGAAGAAGGGCAGGAAGGGGCAGAGGAAGGGGAGGAGGAAUUGGAGGAAGGGGAAGAGAUUGAAGUGGGGAUGGAGAUGGAAGAGGAGGAGGAGGAGGAGGAGGAGGAGGAGGAGGAGGAGGAGGAGGAGGAGGAGGAGGAGGAGGAGGAGGAGGAGGAGGAGGAGGAGGAGGAGGAGGAGGCCGAAGAGGAGGAGGAGGGUGAAGUGUGGGAAAGUGGAGGAGAGGAAGAAGAGGAGGAAGGGGAGGUGAGAGAAAGCGAGGUGGAGACGGAUGAAGAAAGCAAUGAGGGGGCAGGAGGUAGGGGUCGGAAAGGAGGGGAAGAAGGAGAGGAGGUGGAGAGGGGAGACAUCAAAGAAGAGGAGAGAGAAGAUGGAGAUGAGAGUGGGGAGAGAGAGGAGGGGGGGGUGGGGGAGGAGGUGGAAGAAGGAAAGGAGAGGCAGGAGGAAGGGGAGGCGCAGAUAAAGCAUUGGCAGGUGAAAGAGGAAGAAGCAUUGGAAGUGGAGGGGAGAGUGGAGGAGAGAGAGGCAUGUAGAGGGGCGUGUGAGGUGGAGAAACACGAUGGGGAGAAGGGCGAGGAGGGAAAUGAGGGCAAGGGGGAGGAGGAGGGUCAGAUAAAGCACUGGCAGGCAGAAGCAGUUCAAGGGAAAAAGAGAUUGGAGGAGGGAGAGGACUGUGGAGGAGAGUGUGAGAUGGAGAUCGACGGUGGGAAGCAGGGAGAGGAUGGGAAGGAGGGUCGGGUAAAACACUGUCAGGCAGAAGCAGUGGAGGUGAAGGGGGGGAUGGAGGAGGGAGAAGCGUGUGGAGGAGAGUGUGAGAUGGAGAUCGACGGUGGAGAGGAGUACGCGGGGAGGGAGGAUGGUGAGGGGGAGGAGGAGGGUGGGGAGGGCAAGGGGAAGGAGGGGGCGCAGAUAAAGCACUGGCAAGUAGAAGAGAAAGAAGCAGUGGAGGAGAAGGGGGGAGUGGAAGAGAGAGAGGGCGGUGGAGGAGGAGUGUAUGAGAUGGAGAUCCAUGGUGGGAAGAAGGGGGAGGAGGGGGAGGGGAAGGAGGGGGAGGGGAAGGAGGGGGGGGGGGAAGGAGGGGAAGGAGAAGGAGGGCGAAGAGAGGGAGGAGAACAGGGAGAGGGGGGAUAA
Closterium sp. Naga37s-1 is the source of this 3801-nucleotide messenger RNA. Lineage: Eukaryota; Viridiplantae; Streptophyta; Zygnematophyceae; Desmidiales; Closteriaceae. The record is from the annotation of a GenBank genome assembly.